This is a messenger RNA of Podarcis raffonei (Aeolian wall lizard), 1136 nucleotides long. Its product is annotated as E3 ubiquitin-protein ligase RNF182-like. NCBI's taxonomy places the organism in Eukaryota, Metazoa, Chordata, Lepidosauria, Squamata, Lacertidae. Bases 199 to 966 code for a protein of 255 amino acids. The record is from RefSeq and is a predicted model, not a curated record. The transcript has 2 exons.
AUCCCGGCUCUGUUGCCAUGGCAACGGCCAGGCGGUGGCUGCCGGCGGCCCGCGCGAGCGUCUGCCCGGGGCUGCAGCAGGAGCCGGAGCCGGAGCAGGCAGCGCCUCUCUGGGAGGCCGGCGGGACACCCCCCCGGGAGGGACGACCCCCGCCCGCCCCUCCGCGCACCAGCCAGGCUCCCCUCCUCCAAGGCCGCCAUGUCCCCUGGCAAGGCCAAAGCGGUGGCCCCACAGCCGCUGGUCUUCGCAGCCCACGAGAUGGAGUGCAAGAUCUGCUAUGAGCGAUUUGAUGGCCGCAGCCGCCGCCCCAAACUGCUGAGCUGCCGCCACCGCGUCUGCGCCCGCUGCCUGCGCAAGAUGGUGGAGGUGGGCGAGCCGCCCGGGACCCUCAGCUGCCCCUUCUGCCGCCAGGAGAUGCCCCUGCCGCCGGACAGGGACGUGGGGCGCCUGCAGGACGACGGGCAGGUCCUGGCUUUGCUCAGCUGCCGCGAGAGGGCCCGGAAGCAAGGAGGGGGCGCCAGGGCCGGGGGCGCGGCCCCCUCCCCGGAGGUGUUGCUGUGCCCCAGCGUCCUGGAGCCCUUUGCAGAGGGCGGGCACAGCUCCUCCUCGGACUGCCUGGUCAUCACCCUCCUGGAGGUGCCCGAGGACAUGGCGGCCCCCGAGGGCGUGGGGGUCCUGGACGUCAUGCGCCUCUACCGCCCGCCCAGCCUGACCUCGCUGCCCUGCUACGGCCCCCUGGGCAAGUGCCAGCCCUGCGCCACGUGGCGCGCCUUCCCCCGCUUCCUCGUGGGUGUCCUCUGCCUGGUCUACUUCAGCUCUCUGCCCUUUGGCAUCUACCUCCUGCUGGUGGAGCGUCUCAACCUGGGCAUCGUCCUGGUGAGCCUCGUGCCCUCCACCCUCAUCCUCUGCGUCUUCUACAGCCUCUGCCAGUGCUUCUGCCAUGAGAUCUUUGACUUGCCUUCUUGAGUCGGGCAGUGGGGGAGAUCCGGAGGUCAGAGGCCAACGCCAGCCCCCCGGAGCCUCCCGCCAGCCCCCAAGAGACAAUCGCCCUCCUUGUCCUCCCCGAAUCUCGUGCCAUUCCAACCGCCCUUCCUGGAAGCAGAUUUCAGCAGCGUUGCCCUCCUCUCCCUGCAACG